This is a messenger RNA of Hypanus sabinus (Atlantic stingray), 3434 nucleotides long. RefSeq names its product wingless-type MMTV integration site family, member 5a (gene wnt5a). The record is from RefSeq and is a predicted model, not a curated record. Gene Ontology annotation, cellular component: extracellular region. The transcript is spliced from 5 exons. Gene Ontology annotation, biological process: multicellular organism development; cell fate commitment; neuron differentiation. The coding region runs from base 978 to 2114 and encodes 378 amino acids. Lineage: Eukaryota; Metazoa; Chordata; Chondrichthyes; Myliobatiformes; Dasyatidae. Gene Ontology annotation, molecular function: frizzled binding; cytokine activity.
UUCGCCUGCGGGAGGAGUCAAAGUCCCCAGUUUAGGAGAAGAGCUAGAGUGAGAAUCGGAGCGGGCAGGUGAGAUCGAGGGACUGAAGCGACGAGGAGGAAGGUGCUUGCGGAUCAUGGUCCUCUCCGACUCGCACAGCUUCGCUUGAGCCGUGCUUCCCGGCAGUUGCUCCAGACGCGAGUGGAUUCUAUGCGAAGGGCUUGGGGUUGCUUCUGCGGAGCUGAAGGGUGAGCCGCAGAGUGGAGCGCAGGAAAUACUUAGCGGCUGCAAUCAGGGGGAAAUCUCCAAGCUCUGAAACACAGCCUUCUGACCACAGCCUCAGAAUGUCAGCAAGAAUUUUAGAACCAUGUUUGCUAGACGCAUUACUACCAGCGAGGUUGGUUUGCUAGAAGUUCAGAAGACUGUGGAAAACAGGACUGCAAAAUCCCAACCAAAGAUCCAGCAGAAACUUUAUUUGGACUUGAGUAAGGAAAUUUUCCCGAAGCUUGCCUGUUUGAAACCUGUGCCAACGGGGAUCAGAAGUGUGUGAGCGGGGGAGGGGAUGGGGGGCUUCGCUCUGGAAGUUUAUUGCUGACGAUCUGGCCAAAGGCAUUUUGUUCCUGAAUAUUUUAUUUCUUCCCAAGUGUUUCCGCACAUCACGCCCACAGUUUGUUAGGAACACUAAUUAUUUCUAUUGCAGAUGGACAUUGUUGUAAAUAGCCUUCAUUCCCUGGAAGAGAAAUAGUCGUGUUAUUCUCCGCUUGGAUCAGUGAAAAAGGGGAAUGCGGUUGAGACGAUUAAUUCAUUGAUCUGGGUUUAAAUAGUUCGAUUUUCACCGCGUUGAUCCUAGGAGCCCUUCCUGCAAGGACAUCUCGUGCUUAACCCGUUUCAUGCUUUGAUGGUAGGGAUCAAGACUUUAAGCACCAGAUCGCCGCAGAGGAAUUACCUGCUUCAUACUGUAAUCUUGGAUUACUUGGCGACCGCCUUGCCAGGGAAAUAUGGGGAGUGGAACGGAGACAGUGCAAGGAGCGAUUUACUCAGCUUUGAAAAGUGUCAUGGCCUGGAGGUACCUGUUGGUUACUGUCACUCUCUUAUCGGGAUGCAAACAAGUCCUAGUAGAAGCAAGCUCGUGGUGGUCUUUAGCCAUGAAUCCAAUUCAAAUACCCGAGGUGUAUAUUAUAGGAGCUCAACCUUUGUGUAGUCAGCUGGCUGGGCUUUCUCAAGGCCAGAAGAAGCUUUGCCAGUUGUAUCGGGAUCACAUGCAAUACAUUGGAGAGGGUGCAAAAACUGGCAUCAAGGAAUGUCAACAUCAAUUCAGACACCGGCGGUGGAACUGCAGCACAGUUGAUAACACGUCUGUCUUCGGCAGGGUCAUGCAGAUAGGAAGCCGAGAAACUGCCUUCACCUAUGGGAUUUCUGCUGCUGGAGUGGUGCAUGCUAUCAGCCGAGCUUGUCGUGAGGGGGAGCUGGCCACAUGUGGCUGCAGCCGCACUGCAAGGCCCAAGGAUUUACCACGUGACUGGCUGUGGGGCGGCUGCGGUGAUAAUGUAGAGUAUGGCUACAGGUUUGCAAAGGAGUUCGUGGACGCCAGGGAAAGGGAGAAGAUCUAUCAGAAAGGAACUUAUGAUAGUGCCAGGACAUUUAUGAAUCUGCAUAACAAUGAGGCUGGAAGAAGGACGGUGUACAACCUGGCGGACGUGGCGUGCAAGUGUCACGGGGUGUCGGGCUCCUGCAGCCUGAAGACCUGCUGGCUGCAGCUGGCGGAUUUCAGGAAAGUGGGCGAUGCACUCAAGGAGAAAUACGACAGCGCCACGGCCAUGAAAUUGAACGGGCGCGGCAAACUGGUGCAAGUGAACAGCCGCUUCAACGCGCCCACCACCCUGGACCUGGUUUACGUCGACCAGAGCCCUGAUUACUGCAUCCGCAACGAGAGCACCGGCUCUCUGGGCACCCAGGGGCGCCUGUGCAACAAGACCUCGGAGGGGAUGGACGGGUGUGCGCUCAUGUGCUGCGGUCGUGGCUACGAUCAGUUCAAGACCAUGCGCACGGAGCGCUGCCACUGCAAGUUCCACUGGUGUUGCUAUGUCAAGUGCAAGAAGUGCACGGAAGUAGUUGAUCAGUUCGUCUGCAAGUAACACCACUCAUUCCAACCCCAGCCCCCACCCCCUGAAAAUUAGAGCUACACAGGGACCCCGAGAACUAGAGACUCCGAAGGGGACUCUGCCGUAGCUGAAAUAGUUCAUCUAAUACUUGAGCUAAUUGAAAACGAAUUGACCAAGCCAAAGAAAACACAAUAGCACAUGGACUCUAUCUCUGCUGAAAACACAUCAUAUAAAGUCUGACCAAAGUGGAGGUGAAUGACAUAGCCGUUCAAUGCCCGUCCAACGGCACCUGUACACUGGCGGGUUAUCAAUCCCGACCAGCCCGGCAAAUGCCGAACCUGAUAGACACGGAGUGCACUCGGAAUAACAGCCACGCUUUAUCGGGGAGAGGGGAGAGGUGGGGAAGCGGCAGCGGUAGCUUAUUCCGCCUGUAAAAUGGUCCAGACUGGCCACAUGAAAUGGUUGGCGUUGACGAAUUCUGAGCGGAUGGACCUAACGGCGAAAGCAAUGUCAACUGGACGCCCGUAACUAACUCGUUCUUUUAAGGAAAACGACGUCACGCUAACAACCCGACUAAAGGAUUAUUUUUAAAUAUAAAAAUGACAAUUUAUUAGAUAUAUUUCAGAAUAUGCAUUAAAGCAUGCAAAAAAAACUUACGCUGACAGUCGUUCAUUAGCCAGCCUGAGACUUAAACAUACAGGGGUCCUGUCAUCUGAUGGAAAACAUACAGUUUAAUGUCGCUUUCUAAUAUUUAAAAGCAUAGUUUACUUCAUCGCUUGUCAUGUAUUUAUUUUGCAGACAAUAUUUGCUCUGGUGGUUGUCCGGUUUCUAUGCAUUUCAACAUUCUAUUUCAAACAUGUCAUGGAUAAUGAACUGUCUUACAGACAGGCAAUAAUUUACUGAACAUCUUUAAUUGCAAUAUUUUAAUUUCCAAAAUAGAUAUAUAACUGCAGGUCGAAAACGGGAGAACUUGCUGGGAUGGUAACUAUAUAUUACGGGCAAACUAAGGUUUAUUUUGGUGUCUAAUAUUCCAGCUUUGUAUAUACGUUUACAAUCAGCGGUUUAAAUUGUAUUUAUUUGCAAGUUAUAUUUAGAAUAGAGUGGUCUACCUUUCAGCGUUUUUUAACGGAUUUGCUGUAUUAAUGGUCACCGAACACUUUUCAUUGGUUCCUUACAUCUCUGGAAAUGUCACACGAAGUGGGAUUCUGUCUGUGGGUUGUUUCAUUUUCAACCCCGGGAGCAGUUUGGGAGCGUUCAACUCCGACCGAAUGUUGUACUGACAUAAGUUGUAAAAUUGCUACAGUCAGCACGUGUGCACUCUACAUUCCCAUUUAUUAAAUCGUCUGGGACACA